Molecule: messenger RNA, 1147 nt
Organism: Punica granatum (pomegranate)
Lineage: Eukaryota; Viridiplantae; Streptophyta; Magnoliopsida; Myrtales; Lythraceae
Source: RefSeq, a predicted model, not a curated record
CCCCUCUUGUCCUGCUCCCUCUGCCAUUGGGACCGCCUUAGUCUUCUCCCCAAAUUCCCUCCAUCUUGUUAAUCUUCCACUAGCCUCCAUAAUCAAGCAGCCGUACUUGGUGCGGUGAGAAUCGUGCACCGGCGCGUCGGAUAAGCUGAUGGCGGAGGAGCAGGGGAAGGAGCUCGCUUACAUACCGGAGACGAUACUGAAGAAGAGGAAGAGCAACGAGGAAUGGGCGCUCAAGAGGAAGGCGCAGCUGGAGCUCAGGCAGAAGCGAGCGAAGCAGUCUCAGGGGAACGACUUCAAAUUGCCUGAGCAGUUCAUCAGAGAGUACAGAGACAAGGAACUCGAUCUCAUAAAGAUGAAGCAGAGGACGAAGAUGCACAGGCCAGCUCAAACGGCAUUAGGAUCGAAGCUGCUCUUCGUCGUCCGCAUCCAGGGGAGGAAUGACAUGCAUCCUACAACUAAGAAGAUUCUAAACAAGCUCAGACUUCAAAGGAUCUUUAGUGGCGUUUUUAUCCUUGCCAAUGCUGCUGUUAUGGACAUGCUGCAGAAGGUGGAGCCUUAUGUUACUUAUGGGUACCCCAACCUCAAGAACGUGAAGGAGCUGGUCUACAAGAAGGGCUACGGAAGGAUCGACAAGCAGAGAGUACCAUUGACCGACAACAAUAUUAUCGAACAGGAACUGGGGAAGCAUGGGAUUUUGUGCAUGGAAGAUAUUGUUCAUGAGGUUGCCAGUGUGGGUCCUCAUUUUAAGGAGGUUACCCGUUUUCUAUGGCCCUUCGCACUCAACAAGCCCGAAGGAGGCCUGCAGAAGACUAAACGGUUAUUUAGAGAUGGCGGAGAGACUGGUAACCGGGAAGAUCACAUCAACGAGCUAAUCGACAAGAUGAACUAGCAGAGAACAAGAGCCCGGCCUGGGAAUCGUAGUUAGGCUUAGCCUCGGCACUAAUAUAUUAUAAGUUUUCUCAAUUUUUGAAGUUAUGUCUUUGGUUUGGGUUUCGCUUUUUUGACAUGUAUGAAUGAAUCAUGCAUAUGACGAUGUAAACUCUCGCUGCCUAUAAGUGUGAUUUGCAGUUGAAAACUGUUCCUCCAGUCAAAUUUCUUCAUGUAACACACAAUUCUAAAUGACAUAUAGCAAUUUUAUUCAUAUUAA